AUGGCUGAUUUGCCCACGAUCCGCAUUGGCUACGUGCCCGAGCACUACCUGACACCGCUCCAUCUCGCACUCCGUUCCCCGACCGUUUCCUCCCUCCCAUUCAAGAUCGCCCUCACUCCAUUCCCAUCCGGAACGGGGCACAUGAUCACAUCGCUGCGCGGCGAUGAAAUUGAUAUCGCCAUUGGGUUGACCGAGGGAUGGGUCGCAGGAUUAGCCGGGAAACAGCAAGCGACCCAGAACUCCGCAGACGGGGGAUACAAGGUUAUCGGACACUGGGUGGACAGCCCACUGCGGUGGGCGAUUGUCACCGGCCGCAAUCGCGAGGAGAUCAAUGGGGUAUCGGACUUGAAGGACAAUCGGGUUGGAGUUAGCCGGCUGGGAAGCGGCUCGCAUAUCAUGUCCUUCGUUCUUGCUCAGCAGCAAGGCUGGAAGGCUGAUUCUCUGAGUACCGUUCCUCUCGGGCCUUUCGGGCCGUUGCGGGAUGGUGUCUCGGGUCUUGACAGCUCGAACCCCGAUCAACCUGCGAACCCGUCGGCUGAGUUCUUCAUGUGGGAGGAAUUCACUACUAAGCCAUACUUCCACCCUACAGCGGAGAAGCCGAACCCGCCGCUUAAGAAGAUUGGCGAGAUCUUCACUCCCUGGCCUUCCUGGAUGAUUGUCGCUUCUACGGCUCUGUUCCCCAAUCCUGAGCAAGACGAACGAUUGAAGAGUCUCUUCCAGGCCUUGGAUCAGGGGAUUAAAGACUUUGAGGCUGAUACUGCGCAAGUGGUCAAGCUCCUUGGUACUGGGGAAUUGGGCUGCAACUAUAUCGAGGAAGAUGCUAAGGAGUGGCUGAAGGAUGUCAAAUUCACCAAUGCCACCCGCGGUGUGGAUGGUAAGAUCAUUGAAGGUGUUGUCGAUGUGCUCAAGGUGGCUGGUGUGAUUGACACGGCGAUGAGCAACGAUGAAGCCAUUCGGCGGGUUAUCGGGAUCAAGAGGUAG
Penicillium paradoxum is the source of this 981-nucleotide messenger RNA. RefSeq lists its product as uncharacterized. NCBI's taxonomy places the organism in Eukaryota, Fungi, Ascomycota, Eurotiomycetes, Eurotiales, Aspergillaceae. The record is from RefSeq and is a predicted model, not a curated record. The transcript is spliced from 3 exons. Bases 1 to 981 code for a protein of 326 amino acids.